UUCUUAAAAGUGUGUAUAUAUAAAUCUGCCUGGCCAGCUCCGUCCCAGGGUCCUUGAAGCUAUAUGUCUACACCCCGUGCCAGGCUUUGAACACUCUUAGGAUGGGACCUGGAAGAAAUCAAAUGAAUCAUAGGGAUUCCUGGUGGAGUUUUAGCAUUCCAUAUAAGGCAGGGGAAGAGGCAGUAGGGGUGUGGAUGGGGCUAAGGGGUCUUGGUACUCUUCUUGUCAACCCCAUACAUCAGGGGCUACCUGCAGGCCCCACAGACUUCAGCUGGGGUCAUGCCAGAGAUGGGCCUUACACAGAGUGCCCUGUGCUUUACCUUACCCCAAUCAUCUAUACCAGGGGCCCCAAGCUCCAAGAACCCCUUGGCUUGCCCAUGUCCCAAAUACUGAAACCCAGAUUCAAGGCCAGAGGCACACAGAGGAGAAAAUGAGUCUUCGAGGGUUUUUUUUGUGAUGACAUUCCCAGUUUCCAUUUAGAAAGCUGAAUAUAUUUUCUGGAGCUGAACUUUCACCAUGAAAAAUGCUCAGGGUUUUAAUUUUUGCAAUUAAUUUUCUCUGCUAACCAAAAGGUGUUUCUGUUUUUGCUUUUGUGUUUGUUUUAAGAAUCAUGCGUGCUCACUCGAGGAAAUUGGAAAAUUUUUUAGGAAUAAAAGAAAGGUCACCUCCCCCUCCCCAAUUCCUAGAGAAAUACAUUGUAAAAAUUUGCUAUCUUUCCUGUUGACCUUUUUUUUUUUUUUCCUGUGCACAGAGUUAUUUUGUUUAGUUUUCAUUGUUGCUGAGCAAAUAGAAUGAUGGUUCUGAUUCAUAAUUUACAAAGCUGAUUUCAUGUAUUUAUAACAAGCCUGUGAUGCUUCCAGCGGCUCUGCCCCCUCUGGGAAUUGUGGGGGUGGGACCCGUUGCCCUCCCCUGUGUUCUGCUGGCACUUUUGACAAGCUAGGUUCACCGUGCCACUGCCAACAUUAACCAGUAUGCUUUUAAACUUAUAGUUAGUUCGAGUGUCUCAAUGUCCUUCUAGAACCUAACUCUUGCCUUCUUUUCUUUUUUAAGCUCCAGAGCUCUGGACAUGUGCCCUUCUCGAUGAACCCACAGUGAUCGGUUUGUUUUGCCUUCUCCCAGCUCAUGCAUACUUCAGGUCUUGGUAACCAGAAUGUUUUGUCUGUUCAGGCUCAAAGUGAUCAGUGGGACAGGAACCCCCAAGUUCAGUGCCUCAUGAUGUGUCAAGAUGAACUUAGGAAAACGGUGAGCUGUUGACUGGACUGCUUCUCAGAAUCUGCUGGUACUUCUGUUUGUCUCUGGUUUUAAAAGCCCCCCAGAGGCAACCUGAAACCCAGGCUCUUCUCAGAAUAGGGUGGGGGAAAUUCCGAAGUUCUUAUUAAACACAUUUAUCCCUCAAGCUUUGGAAGGAGCCAAAAUGCCAAAAGCGAGAAUCCCAAAGUACUGCCCACACUGGUGUGAUAUCCUGAUAAAUGUCUAACAAAUCCAGCAUGUGUCCCCUGGGCUUGAAUAUUUGCUGGGCAAAGUUCCAGAAUAGUGAGACAUCUUGGGAUUCAUCCGGGUUAGGAAAGACCUUUAACUAUCAGCUGUCACCUCACUGUUCUUCAAAUAGUCAAGUCUUGAGGUCUUUUCACUGUGCGCUGUUCUGAUGGAGGGCCCCCACCAGCAUGAAGCAGAAGGAUGACCUUGUCCCAUAGGCAGGACAACUGUGAAGGGAGCUGUGUGUGUCCAAGUCUGUGGGAAGAGAGAGCCACCUAGAAUGUCCCCGCCAAACCAGUCACUGGAAGGCCUUCUCCAGGAGGCCUCCAACAGAUCCCUGAAUGCUACAGAAACCCCAGAGGCUUGGGGUCCAGGGACACUCCAGGCCCUCAAGAUCUCUCUUGCUCUGCUCCUUUCCAUCAUCACAAUGGCCACAGCCCUCUCCAACGCCUUUGUGCUCACCACCAUCUUCCUCACCAGGAAGCUCCACACCCCAGCGAACUAUCUCAUCGGCUCCCUGGCCAUGACGGACCUCUUAGUCUCCAUCUUGGUCAUGCCCAUCAGCAUUGUCUAUACCACCACCCACACCUGGAGCUUUGGCCAAAUCCUGUGUGACAUCUGGCUGUCUUCUGACAUCACAUGCUGCACAGCCUCCAUCCUCCAUCUCUGUGUCAUUGCUCUGGACAGGUACUGGGCCAUCACAGAUGCCCUGGAGUAUAGUAAACGCCGCACAGCGGGCCGGGCGGCUGCCAUGAUUGCCACCGUCUGGGUCAUCUCGAUCUGCAUCUCCAUCCCGCCACUCUUCUGGCGGCAGGCCAAAGCUCACGAAGAGAUGUCGGACUGCCUGGUGAACACGUCUCAGAUCUCCUACACCAUCUACUCCACCUGCGGGGCCUUCUACAUCCCCUCUGUGCUGCUCAUCAUCCUCUAUGGCCGCAUCUACAUGGCUGCCCGGAAUCGCAUCCUGAAUCCGCCUUCGCUCUACGGGAAGCGCUUCACCACGGCCCACCUCAUCACGGGCUCUGCGGGGUCCUCACUCUGCUCUCUCAGCCCCAGCCUCCAUGAGGGGCACUCCCAUACUGCCGGCUCCGCUCUCUUUUUCAGCCACGUGAAAAUCAAGCUGGCCGAUAGUGUCCUGGAGCGCAAGAGGAUUUGCGCGGCUCGAGAAAGGAAAGCCACGAAAACGCUGGGGAUCAUCCUAGGGGCCUUUAUCAUCUGCUGGCUGCCCUUCUUUGUCGCCUCUCUGGUCCUCCCCAUCUGCCGGGACUCCUGCUGGCUCCACCCAGCCCUCUUUGACUUCUUCACCUGGCUUGGCUAUCUCAACUCCCUCAUCAAUCCAAUAAUAUAUACUGUGUUUAACGAAGAGUUUCGACAAGCGUUUCAGAAAGUUGUCCAUUUUCGGAAAGCCUCCUAGUCUUAUUUGCUGAUGACUCUUGUUAUCUGUUGUGUCCUGUAACCCAACUGGAAUUGUCUUGUUUAUUUUUCCUGAGAUUUGGGUCAAUCCUGAUAUGUUGGGUUUUGGUUCGACCAAUAGAAUUGUUCAGCGUUCUUCUUCCUGUUGUCUUCUUGACUUCUGUGCCACCCAAAGUGGGGCAGCUUUGUGAAGGGUGACAAGACCGAAGAUUCCACUUAGCAUAUUUUCACGGCUCAUCCAUGUUGGGAGAAAUGUGAUCCACAGGAUUCCCCGUUGAUUCGGUUCAGACGGGAAGCUGUCCAACUCUACAGAGAGACCCUAGGUUCAAAUGGGAGGCUUUCUGGUCUACGUAAGUUUUGUAUGGAGCUCAGAGGAGGAGGGUACGUGAGGUUAAUGACCUGAGCUGAAAGAGAAUUGGAGUCAGGAUGGAAGCUCUCCAUUCCAUGUGGCACCUUGAUUAGAAAAUAACACGCAGAUCAACUACCCCCUACCCUUCCUCCUUCCCCGGUAUCUCUGCAUCACCUUAAUAUUCUGAAGUUAAAACCCACAAUUACCCUCAAUGACAGAUUGACAGGCUUUGGACCCACCAAGCUUUGAGUGGGACACCAUUCUGAAUUUUGUUUCAUGAACUAUUUUUUUUUAUAUCCUGUUCUCAUCAGAGAUCUUAAGAUGUUGAGUCUUGUCAAAUAAAAAGCAUGAGACGUCA
Molecule: messenger RNA, 3596 nt
Organism: Leptonychotes weddellii (Weddell seal)
Lineage: Eukaryota; Metazoa; Chordata; Mammalia; Carnivora; Phocidae
Source: RefSeq, a predicted model, not a curated record